UCUCGUGGUCGCCAUCUUAAAGCGGAAAAAUGUCGGCUGACUUACAGUGGAUGCUGUUGAGGAAGAACUCCUGUUUCUUGUUGAAAAAUCAAGGAACAACAUUUACAAAGGAACCUCUCAACCUCACUGGAAGGCAUGCAUUUAAAUAUAGUGGAUUAGUGAACAAAAAGGCUAUUGGAGUUACUGCUGAUCCCACUGGAAAGGGUGUGAUUCUCUCUACCAAAAAGACCAAGUAUGCUAACAAGCCUGCUAAGGUGAACUCCAAGGUGACUCUGGCUGGUGACUCACGUCGCACUGUCAAAACCAUCAAGAACCUGUGUGGCAAGAACUAUUACCGACAAGACCUUGAAGAUGCAGCAGUCAGGAGGGCUUCUGCUAUCCUCCGCAGCCAGAGGGCCACCACCACUGGUGUGCAGAAGAAGCGAACACGCAGAAAGCGCAACUAAGUGCACACAAUGAUAUCUGCAACCAGAUAAUAAAUUUGAGAACAGUCAA
Molecule: messenger RNA, 495 nt
Organism: Orbicella faveolata
Lineage: Eukaryota; Metazoa; Cnidaria; Anthozoa; Scleractinia; Merulinidae
Product: large ribosomal subunit protein eL28-like
Biological process (GO): translation
Cellular component (GO): ribosome
Molecular function (GO): structural constituent of ribosome
Source: RefSeq, a predicted model, not a curated record